Molecule: messenger RNA, 2277 nt
Organism: Schistocerca gregaria
Lineage: Eukaryota; Metazoa; Arthropoda; Insecta; Orthoptera; Acrididae
Product: splicing factor U2AF 50 kDa subunit-like
Exons: 2
Coding region: 247-2064 (605 amino acids)
Cellular component (GO): nuclear speck; commitment complex; U2-type prespliceosome
Molecular function (GO): poly-pyrimidine tract binding; pre-mRNA 3'-splice site binding
Source: RefSeq, a predicted model, not a curated record
GUAAGCGUUGACUUCUGUCGUUUUGAAAACGUGUGACACGACAACAACGACGAUAAAAUUUAUUCUUGGUACUUGGCUUAGUGAGCUUGUAGUCAUCGAGGUUUUCUGAAUUGCUCUCUGUUUGAGAAUCUUUUUGCGCACGUAUAAGUGUGCGUUUCAACCCUUGGGUACCUGAGCUCCGAAUUUGUGCGCACGUUUGAUCAUAGGAGCAAACUGGUUUACUGCAACCGGAUAGAGCAUAUCGUGAUGUCGGAAAACUCUGGACGGCAGGAUGAGACCGGCCGAAGGGUAGGCGAGAAGAUCAGUGGCAGUUCGGAUUCGGCCCAUGAUGUAGAUGCACGUCAAAUAAGAAAUAGUCGAGAGUUGCGAAUAGAUGGCGAGAUGGAUAGAGGUCACGGCCGGCAUGAAGAAGCGCGACACCAUCACCGAGACCGUGACCUAUCACCACCAUUAGAGCGAAAAAGUUCACAUGAUUAUGAACGAGAAAGUAGAUACGAAAGCCACAGGGACUACCGAGAUUACGAUAGAGACCUGGAUAGAAGGGAUCAUAGAGAUCGAUAUCGUCACCGCGAAAGGGGCCGGAGUUAUUACGAAUCGAGGUAUCGUAGAAGAUCCCCGUCUAGAUCGCCAUCCCCAAUAAUCGAUUUUGCAAAUCGCAAGCGCUGGACUGGGUGGGACCAGACUCUACCACGAUUUUUCCAACCUGCAUCUUUUUCUCAGGGCCAGCCUUAUUCGGUCGCUCCUGGUGCAGACUGGAUAAAUCAUAGCGCGUUACCGGCUCAUUUACAGGCGGCUCAAGCUGGGAUGAUUCCCAAUAUUACUGGAUCGCAGAUAGAUUACCAGCACAGUCAACAGGCGAAGCAGCAACGACGACUCUACCUGGGUAACUUACCGCCAAUCGUUGUGAACUCUGAAUUGGUGGAGUUCCUAAACAACACCAUGAAGACGAUACCGGGUAUAGUAAAGGAUGGGGGCUCGCCGGUGGUUGGAAUAGAUAUGGCCAGCGAUAGAAAUUAUGCCUUUUUAGAAUUGAGAAGCCCUGAUGAGGCAACCUAUAUGACUGCGCUCGAUGGCGUCUCUUAUAAAGGAUAUUCGUUACGGAUUCGACGCCCGAGAGAAUGGCAGCCCACAGGAAAGGAACCCAGUCUUCCAUGCAUUCCAAUUUCUACUCUUGGUAUCGUUUCUACCACUGUUGUUGAUUCUCCCAACAAAAUUUUCAUUGGCGGUCUUCCUCCUCAUUUCGUUGAGUCAGAUGUAAAGGAACUUCUAACUUGCGUCGGGCCACUCAAAGCGUUCAAUCUUGUUCGGGACACCGCUGGUAAUUCGAAAUUUGCGUUCUGCGAAUAUGUCGAUCCUGAACUUACCGAUGUUGCUUGCAAGACACUGAACGGCCAAGUCAUUGGCGACCGCAAACUCGUUGUUCAGAGGUCUGCUCCAACCAAAGAAAAGGAGCAGGACGACUCUUUAUCCUCUAGAGAUGGAUUUGUUCAAGGCGCUGAAAAUUCCGGUGGAACUUCGUUCGGUCCAGAUGGACAGAGCAAUCCUUCACUCCUCCAGCGUAUUCUCACAUCGACCAUAUCUACUGCCUCUAUUUCCGCUUUCAUAGCUGCCAAAGCCAUGAGUACUCCAGAAACCCUCAAGCAAACCAAUAUUCUUGCUCUUAUCAAUGCCCUUGACUUCAGUGAUGAAUGGACUGACAGCUAUUAUGAAUCCGUCUGCGAAGAUAUGCACUCUGAAUGCUCUAAAUACGGACAAAUCAAAACCUUGCUUAUCCCACGCGCUCCUCCUCGCCCAAAGAAAAAAAAGUCGUUCCUCAUGCCUGGGCAACUCUCUGAGUCUGAUAUCGGCGGUGAAAAAGUCAAAGGUGAUGCUGAUAGGUCUACCAAUCAAGGUAAUUCCGAUAAAUCUACUGCUAAAUACUCAGUACCUCCUGGAUUUGGACGUAUUUUCAUCCAAUACGAAACCGUUGAAGAAGCCACUCGUGCUAAAGAAGCUCUAUCUGGACGCAACUAUGACGGAAGAUCCAUCAUUAGUUCUUUUGUCCAAGCACUUCCGUCUUCUUAGUCCACCCUUCUUCCGACCCAUGCUUUUUCUAUAUCGUCUAUCUCUAGCCUUAGCAAAAACAUUUCCUCCCUUCAUGUCGCGCCAGCUCUGCUGAUCCUAAAUCUUUCCCUAUCUGAAUUUUGCUUGGCUUGGCCAAGUCAAAACAUCCUAAAAAGUAUAUGCAUAUAUAUAUUAUAGCAAAUAAUAAUGCUACAGCGCAUAGCAGAAAUACGA